Dentiscutata erythropus is the source of this 162-nucleotide messenger RNA. The record is from the annotation of a GenBank genome assembly. NCBI's taxonomy places the organism in Eukaryota, Fungi, Glomeromycota, Glomeromycetes, Diversisporales, Gigasporaceae.
AUGCGAUACGAUAUGAGUGAUGCACAGAGAAACCUACCUAAUGUUGGCAUUGAUCACAAACUGUUAUUAUUGGUUACUAAUCAAUGGGAGAGUGCCAGAAACGGAUACCGAAGAAAGAAGUGUCGUAUGUUGGUGAAAUCUUAUACUCAGGAGACAAAUUGA